GUUGAACCAAACAGACCCUAAAUGUAGAAUUCUUGAGUAAAAAAAAAACGUAGGAUUCUUCAUCUCUUUUCUUGAGUAUUACGAUUACCUCACUAUGUCGUGUAUGGCAGUCAUAUAAAUGAAAGAAUACAGCAAUAGACUAGUAUCUCCCUCUCCCGUAUCCCAAACGGCAACUUGGCUCGUACACUUUUGAUCCUUCCUUGCUCGUGAAUUCCAGAGACAGAAAAGGUUCGUUAAUCAAUUGAAAUUUUUCAGCACUGGCAUUCCUUUCCGAAGAAGAUGACCAUCGACUUAGAUUCGAAAACUCGCAGAGUCGAUGUUGAUAAUCGCAUUCCUCUCCGUCAUUACUAUCGAAUUGCCGAUAAUCUCCUCAAGCAGGCAAGUGUCUACAGGGAGGAGAAUAAUAUAGUUGACCUGUACAUCAUACUCCUUAGAUUUAUAAGUUUGGUUUCUGAGACAAUACCAUAUCACCGAGAUUACCAAGCUUCACUUCCCAAUGAAAGAACAGCAUAUAAGAGGAGAUCACUACUAGUAUUGGAUGAGCUUGAGUCCUUGAAGCCUGAAUUUAAACGUCGGUUGGACAAAUUGAAUGAAUCACGUGUACAAGCUCCAUUGCCUGAAGAAAAUGGUUUCAAUAUGGUUAUGCAGAGUCCAGCAAAUUCAAGUUUGGAAUGGCCAGCUGUCAAUAAAAGAUAUAACUCAAGCAUGGAUUUCAAACAUUCUGCUGGAUUGGGCUCACAAUCUUCAUCGAAACCUAAUAACAUGUUAUCUACAAUUUCCACGCCUAUUGAUAAGCAGUUUCAGAAAUUAUCUAUGAAUCUGCCACUACCAAAUAAGGAGACCUUGUCAAGACACUCAUUUUUAGGACCAAAUGGUCUUCGGGGACAAUGGCUUGGACCUAGUGCAGAAAUUAAGGUUCAAUAUCCAAGCAGUAAUGAUCUUACGCAUGCCAAGGAUUCAAGCGUUGUAAAGUAUGACCUUGUUGGCAUUAAAGAUGGUGACCAAGGGCCAGUUACAUCCACAAUGGAUUCAAUUCUUUCCUUGGAUGAUGGUAGAUGGUCGCAUCCUAUGGAUGAGUCCUGUUCUCCUGUUGUAACUGAAUCAAGGGAGGACUACUUACAGUUGCUCAACAUCAAGCAACCUUUGCCUCCUCCUGUUCUUGCUCAGGUUCACCCAGAACGUGCCUCUAUUCCUCCUUCAAAAGUUGCAGAUCCAAGGCCAGGACCGGCGAAAUCUUCUCAUGAUUCUGGACAUGGUCCCACUACAUAUCAACACCUACACAUUCCUGUAAAAAUGAUGGAAGAUUUUCUGAGAUUGGCUUCAGCAAACACGCGAAAGAACUUAGAGACGUGUGGUGUUCUUGCAGGGUCUCUGAAAAACAGGGUUUUUCAGAUCACAACACUUAUAAUCCCAAAGCAGGAAUCGACUUCUGACUCGUGUGAAACGUUGGAUGAAGGAGAAAUAUUUGACGUUCAAGACCGCUUGUCACUUUUUCCUCUAGGUUGGAUACAUACACACCCGUCUCAGACGUGUUUCAUGUCAUCUGUGGAUCUGCAUACGCAUUACUCAUAUCAGAUCAUGUUACCGGAGGCAAUUGCAAUAGUCAUGGCUCCUACCGAUACAGAAAGUCCACAUGGCAUAUUUCAUCUGUCUGAUCCAGGUGGUGUUUCUGUAAUUCGUAAUUGUCAACAACGUGGAUUUCAUCCCCAUGAAGAGCCUUCAGAUGGAAGUCCAAUAUAUGAGCACUGCUCUCAUGUCUAUAUGAAUGCCAACAUGAAGUUCGAUGUGAUUGACCUUCGACAGAAAUGAUAAAUUGGGCGAUCUAAAAAAUUACAGGGAUCUGCAUCAUUUUCCACUUGUCACUACGUUGAAAAUUGCAUCGGUAUAUGUGGGUUCUUUUAUAUUUUAUAAAUUAUGAUAGAGAAUACUGAUCCAGUCCCAUGAUUUUGUAUUAUACUAGCGAGACUGUGAAAAUAGUUGUGUAAAUCCAGCAGCAAUAUUUUAAUACACAUGUGAAGAAAUGGUACUUACCAAAAUAUCUUAAAAGUGAUAUACGACACUUUGUGUAUUGUACAGAAAACCACACAAUGUCUUGACUCAAAUGCUUAGGUUUUGGGGCUGA
This is a messenger RNA of Trifolium pratense (red clover), 2122 nucleotides long. Its product is annotated as AMSH-like ubiquitin thioesterase 3. The record is from RefSeq and is a predicted model, not a curated record. Gene Ontology annotation, cellular component: membrane; endosome. Gene Ontology annotation, molecular function: K63-linked deubiquitinase activity; protein binding; metal-dependent deubiquitinase activity. Gene Ontology annotation, biological process: protein K48-linked deubiquitination; protein K63-linked deubiquitination. NCBI's taxonomy places the organism in Eukaryota, Viridiplantae, Streptophyta, Magnoliopsida, Fabales, Fabaceae. The transcript has 14 exons. The coding region runs from base 280 to 1809 and encodes 509 amino acids.